AUGAGACAGCGUGAAGUAGACGACGCCAUGAUGCCGGACGAACACGAACAGCACGAGCAGCAGCAGCACGAGCACAAACUCGAAAUAAUGGACGAUCUACGACAAGAUGGAGAUGAUGACGAUGAUGAUGGUAUCGGUGGCAAGCGACGGCUCUUUCGAUUUAAACCUGCCUUUGAUGUGGUCCUUGUGCGUGAAGUCAUUCGGUGCUUCCCGUGGUCUGCAGGCUAUGGACGCACACGUUCUGCGUGGAUGAGUGUAGCUACACGUGUACAGACAACACUAGAGACUUUGAAAGGUGUGGUGUUUACACGAGGGAGUGCACUGGAUCACGCGAUCGUUAAACGACGUGUAGACAUGUUGCUGGAAGCUUAUCGGAAGAACGAAAUGUCGGGAUUGCGUGGCUCUGGCUCACCCGAGGAGUUUGACAUGCGCAACAAGCUGCUGGCCAUCUUGGCAAGAGUGGUGGAUGAGCAGACACUGAAUAAAGGAGCGAUGCGUGAAAAGCGCGUGCAGUCGGCGUUGCAGGUCGCACAACGCAAUCUAGCAGAGUUGGAAGGCACCGUAGGCAUGGUGAUGCCUGCAUCAGCAGACCUAUCGCCGCCUCCUGCGGUUGCGACGCAGCCGUUGAUGCCCAUUGCCCCCGUACCAGCGACGUCUUUAGCUGUUGUCUCUCAUGGCAAUUCCAGUCCAGUACUGCCGAGUCUCAGUGCGCAACAAAAUGUGCAGCAGAAUGGCAGCAACAAACGUGCACUGCGAACGGGGGCUGUGUCUGUUGCUUCUCCGAUGCAGGAGGUGAAGAGACCACGAGUGGAAAAUACAGCGGUAUCAAUGGAAACGACACUGGACAUGGAAGAACGGAAGCUGCGUCUUGAGGAAAGACGUGUGGAACUGGAGGAGGAGAGACUAGCCUUUGAGAAACAGAAGUCGGAACAGGACGAAAAGGAGCGCCAGGCGCUGCUGGAUGUGCUGCGCGCACAGGGCUCCCUCGUGACAGAGCUGCUGACGCACUUGCGGAGCUCCAAGAUAUCCCCGAACACACAGGGCUUGUAA
Molecule: messenger RNA, 1050 nt
Organism: Peronospora farinosa
Lineage: Eukaryota; Oomycota; Peronosporomycetes; Peronosporales; Peronosporaceae
Source: the annotation of a GenBank genome assembly